AUGGCGGGCUCACAGAUGCCCAAGGAUAUCGAAGCCCGGAUACGAGCCAUGCCGGGCAACAACCUUUGUGUGGACUGCAACAACAAUGCUCCACAGUGGGCCAGCGUGACCUAUGGCACCCUGAUGUGCCUGGAAUGCUCUGGACAGCACCGGAGUCUCGGUGUGCACCUCUCUUUUGUGAGAUCCAUCCAGAUGGAUUCCUGGACCGAGAAACAGAUCGCGGCCAUGGAGAAGUCCGGUGGCAAUCAGAAGUUGGUGGAAUUUUUUGAGGCACGUGGAAUCAACAAAUCAAUGAGAAUCGCGCAAAAGUACAACACAAAGCAGGCGGCUUACUACAAGGAGCGCCUUUCGCGGCUCCUGGAGGGGAAGACAGAGCCGCCCCCGGACCCCGGACGCUAUGACCCCGUGACGGGCGUCAGCGAAGCACAGGGCGCGGAGCCUCUCCCCGGGGAGACCACGGACCAGUACAAUGCGCGUCAGGCGAAGCUCCGGGAAGAGGCGCGGGAGCGGCUGCGCCAGAAGUUCGGCAACGGCACCAUGAGCAGCGUGGGCUCACAUCCGCAGCCAGGCGACGACGGCGUCAGCUUCACCGACGUGGCCAGCGGCGCCGUGGGCGCCGUGGGCGGCCUGCUGGGCGGAGCGGUUGGCUUCGUCCGGAAGUCUGUCGUUGAAAACGAGAAUCUCCACGACACCAUCAAGGGCACGGUGAGCUCCGUGGGUCAAGCAGCUGGCGGAGUGUGGGGUCGUCUCUCCCAGUCAGUGGACGGCGAUGUCCUCGACAGCUUGAAGCGAAAUGUGACCCUCCAGGAAGGAUCAGCCGUGUCUCAGGGCCUUGGCUGGACCCAAAACACCGUGGGCGGCCUCAUCAACAAGGCCGGUCAAGGCCUGGGGACGCUGGGAGCCAACAUAGGCAGCCUCGUCGAAGAGGAUAGCGGCAGUGGUUCACCUUUCCCGCAGGCACCUCGCUGUCAGAAGGGCCACCCCUUGCGCGCGGAGCCGCGGUCCACGAUGCGCUGCGUCCUCUGCAAAGCCUCCGGGACGAGAUAUUCCUGUUCCGCAGGCUGCAGCUACGACAUUUGCACCAAAUGUUUUGAGAAGCCGGCGGCGUCUGCCAGGAGCGCCAAGGGGAUGGACUUCGAUGACGACUGGGGCCACGAGGACUUUGGCUUAGAGCGCCCUGAUGAUCUGAUUGACUUCUUGAUCUACGCGAACAUCCGCCUGGUGCGCUUGGAGUUCCUCGUCAGCCUGUUGCACCAGAAGCGGCUUUGGCCGCGGCGCCAGGAGGCGGAGAAGGAGCUCUUUCACGAUGCCAAGGGGAGUGAACGAACCGCACUGGUCGAACCCUUGGAGUGCAAGGGCUUGAAGUGGACGGCCGAUGGCUUUCACAACUGGGCCGGGCGACGAGUGCAGAUCGUCUCAGUGUCACACGUUUGGGAGUCCAAGCAGCAUCCAGACCCCUGGGGUAGCCAGCUGCGACGCCUGGUGGCCCAACUGGAUGAGCUGAAAGCUGUGGAGCUUGGUGAGCACACUGUCCUGUGGGUCUUUGUCGAUUUCAUUUGCUUGCCCCAGUACUACCGGACGGAAGAGGAGCAGGAGUUCUUCAAAAGGGCUAUGGCGCACAUGCAUGUACUCUAUUCCCAUUCGUACAUUCGACCAAUACGCUUGGAGGACCUCACGCCUGAUUCCGAAAAGCUGGCCUUUGCGCCCGCCUUCAUUGACAUCUACCAUGAGGAGGGCGUGGGCCAGGGCAAAGGACAUUUCGGACCUCAACCAUUCGGCAAGCUGGAACUGAACAUCACGCCAUACAGCAUGAGAGGAUGGUGCAUCGCUGAGAUUCAGUGGAUGAGCACACAACGACUCCUCACAGGCUUUGCGCCCAUGACUCCUCAGAGAUUUCAAGAGCGAGUGGACAAGGGCCAGCAUGGACAGCCUGGUGGCCUGCCUUUGAAGUUCACACACCGAAGCGAUGCAAAGGCGGUCAUGCAGCUGCAGGAACAGGUCUUUCAUCAGCAGGCUGGAAUGAGGUUCUCCCUCGAAGCGAACGACUUCUCCGAGCAAGAAACCUUUUUCCUUGCGGAGGCUUUGCCAUUUUUCGUCAAUCUCAAGUUUAUCGACUUCAACCAUUGCGCGAUUGGAGAAGAGGCUUCUGAAGCCUUGAUCGCAGGCCUGGAAUGCUCCAAGUCCUUGCGAGAUAUUAGCUUCAUGGGCUGCACCAUCAGCGACACUGCUGCCAAGAUCUUGUCACAGGGAUUUAUGGCGGCAUCAGGCUGCUUUGAUUGGCCGAGGUGCUCGGGCGUUUCGUCAAGCGGCGCAAGCGGGCGCGAUCCGAUGGGAGCCACGAAAGCCGAAGCGCAAGAGGCACCGAAGGAGGUGACGCAGGAAGACAUGGAUCGCAUGGCCAGGGAGAUGGGCAUGUCGCUCUCCGUCUCGGCGCCAGCGCCAGCAGCCAGCGACAGUCCGAAGAAGGCAGUCUCUGCUGCCUCCUUGGGUGCUGCCUCGGGUGGCUACGCCGCGUCGGGCGCGUCGGGCGCGGCUUCCAACCCUUCGGCCAGUCCUGAGACAUCACCCAGCAAGGCCAAGGAGGCGAAGGCCGCAGCCAAGAAGGGUUUGUCUGAACCUGAUGACUUCUUCAGCGAGUUCGGCAUGUGA
This is a messenger RNA of Durusdinium trenchii, 2649 nucleotides long. The record is from the annotation of a GenBank genome assembly. Lineage: Eukaryota; Dinophyceae; Suessiales; Symbiodiniaceae.